Hymenoscyphus albidus is the source of this 2499-nucleotide messenger RNA. The record is from the annotation of a GenBank genome assembly. NCBI's taxonomy places the organism in Eukaryota, Fungi, Ascomycota, Leotiomycetes, Helotiales, Helotiaceae.
AUGUUGCGCAAGUUCGUUGCAUCGCCCAAGAAAUUCACCUGCAAGCUUCAACAUUCACUCCUUAGACCCCGAUGGCCCCAUAAGCAGUCAAGAAGUCCGCCACGAGCGCGCCAACUCUUUACGAACAUCCAAACAAAACAGAAGCCUACCUCGAAAAUGGCGCCCACGAAUUCGAUAUUAAUUGGAAUCACAUCCGUCAUCCUCACCGGAGGUCUAUUCUAUAUCUUGUAUACCAACGACUAUGUCCAACCUCUCCCACCAACGCGAUUGCGCAGCGACAUCCGGGCAGAGCGGAAGAAGAAGGAAUCCCAGAGGGAAGAUAAUGCACAGGAGCUUUCAGAGCUGCCAUUUGCAAAGAAUCCCGAGCCAUCAAUCAAAUCGGCGGAUGAUACUGCGUGGGGGACCUUUACGAAUAACUUAGUUUCGUUUUCGUCUGUCACAGAUCAGUGGAAUGUUGUCAGCAGCGCCGUCGUCGAUUAUGUCAUGCCAGAAUGGGCAAAACUCAUCCCAGAACAUAUCAGUAAACUCCAAAGAGAGUUAUCAAUGGCACCGGGUUCCUUAGCAGACGAAAUAUGGCAUGAUGCCCAUGAUCCAUACCUGAACCCUGAGAUUGAUUUUUCCGCAAAGGUCAGGGUUUCUUCGGAUUUAUGCGACUUAGAGAAGGAGUUUUUGCAAAAGCGCAAGAGAUUCACGACCGCUGCGCUCGCAAAGUAUUUGAAUAUACCAGAAAAAGAAAUUCAUCCCGAUGAUGUUCCCACAAUUGCCCUGGUUGGGUCUGGCGGGGGUUUGCGGGCUCUAGUCGCAGGCACUGGCUCAAUGUCAGCCGCAACCAAGUCUGGUUUGUUUGAUUGCGUUACUUAUACUGCUGGAGUCUCGGGCAGCUGUUGGCUACAAGCCCUCUAUAACUCUGCCCUAGGGGCCCAGCGGUUUGACAAAAUGGUGGACCAUUUAAAAGCCCGUAUCGGACUACAUAUUGCCUAUCCACCAGCAGCACUUGCUAUUCUCAACCAAGCUCCAACGAAUAAAUAUCUGUUGACGGGCUUCGUUGAGAAAUUGAAAGGAGACCCAGAUGCUCACUUCGGACUGGUUGAUGUUUAUGGAAUGCUUUUGGCCGCAAGAUUACUUGUCCCGAGAGGAGAAGUUGGCGUCGAAGACAAGGACUUGAAACUUUCUAACCAGCGUGAAUUCAUUAGCGAAGGACAGAACCCACUACCCAUAUAUACAGCCGUUCGCCAUGAAAUUCCCAUAGAAGAGGAAGCAAAGGAUCUAGAAAAUGAAACAGGCAAGCCUUCAGAAGAAACCAAGGAGAGAGCCAAACGCGAGGCUUACUUUCAAUGGAUGGAAAUUACACCUUACGAAUUCUUUUGUGAAGAGUUCAAUGCAGGUAUACCAACAUGGUCGAUUGGGCGGAAGUUUAAAGGUGGCAAAGACAUACCUUCAGAAACAGGAACUUAUCUGCCUGAACUUCGCCUUCCCUUGAUGCUCGGGAUUUUUGGGUCUGCUUUUUGUGCAACAUUAUCCCAUUACUACCAAGAAAUCAAGCCGCUCGUGAAAGGAUUGACCGGUUUUGGGAGCCUGGACGAGAUGAUAGAAACCAGGAAUGAAGACCUGAGUAAAGUUCAUCCGAUUGACCCCGCAACGAUCCCAAAUUUUGUUCAUGGUAUGGAAGGAAUGUUGCCAGAAACAACGCCAGAUACCAUCUACAAAGAAACACAUCUACAACUCAUGGAUGCAGGCAUGUCGAACAAUCUUCCCAUUUAUCCUCUGCUUCGACCAGGAAGGGACGUAGAUAUUCUGAUUGCUUUUGAUGCUUCUGCUGAUAUUAAGACCCAAAAUUGGCUGUCAGUAGCGGAUGGUUAUGCCAAGCAGCGUGGAAUCAAAGGCUGGCCACUAGGCGUUGGUUGGCCGAAACCAUCGACUUCGCCGGAGAAGGCCGCUAAAGAAUUAGAUGAAGCGGAAUCUAGUACGGUAGUCGAAGCGGACGAAAAACUAGAGGAUGCCAAGGAAGAACAAAUUCUAGACGCAGCUCAAUCAGUGGAAGGACCCAAGCCAAGUCAAGAGGAGAUCAGCGAUCUAGGCUAUUGCACAGUCUGGGUUGGAACAACUCAAGAGCGGACAUCAUCUACCGAAGACGUUCCAUCCAAAGCCGUCCAAGACGACUGGGAGCUGAUGCAACCUGACGCUGGUAUCGCCGUCGUCUACUUUCCAUUUAUGAGCAAUCCGAAAGUAGAAGAUGUUGAUCCGGUAGCAAGCGAUUACAUGAGUACCUGGAACUUUGUAUAUACCGCAGAGGAUAUCGACAAGGUCGUGGCUCUCGCAAGAGCUAAUUUUGAGGAGGGUGAAGAACAGACUAGACGUUGUGUAAGAGCCGUCUAUGGGCGAAAGAAAAAGAGGAGAGAAGAACGUGAAAACGAGGAAAGAGAAGCUAGAUGGAGGAGAAAGGUUAGACUGGGGACCGUGGGGAAGAAGGGGGAGGGAGAUCAUUUCCAUUUGACUUGA